GGAGGUCAACGGACUAACUUUGCAGCAGUUUUGACAACCUUGAUGAAUUCGGGUUUUGUUUUGUUUUUUCAGAUCUUUUGAUGUACAGCCCAGCUCUGAAGGACUAGAGUCCACUUCAGAACCCAUUCCUUCUUCGGGUAGCAGUCCUAAGCCUACCGUACAGACCGGAGCUGCCCCAUCAUCUGCAGUAUGUCGAGGAGUUCCUUCGCCGUAUUGUGUGUUUACAGAUCCCUCCUCUGACAGUCUUUAUGAAGCAACCUGCCCCGCACCCCAUCCGAGGGGCCAUGGGAGGUUUGGCUUUCAGCCCCUCUAUGUUUCUUAUAUUCCUCGGGAUCCCUGUAAUACCGCAGACCUCAGCUCAAACCCUGAUCCUGCCACUUCUUAUCCUUGCCAUAGCUCUGUUCAUAGCUCUGUCUCUGGCUCUGGCCCUCGUUUUGGUGUUAGCUCUGAGCCUAGCCAGGGCUCGGGUCCCACCUCUGGGCCUGUUCCUGUCUCUGGACCUAGUCUUGUCUCUGGACCUGCUUCUGGCUCUGGACCCGAUUCUUCUUCCUCUGGAGCUGCUCUUGCCCAUGGACGCGGUCUUCCUCCUAGACCUGAGCAUGCUGAGGCUGUACUUGGAACUAAGCUCAGGACCUACAUUCCUCAAGGAUUCAAAUACAUCCCAAUAGAUCUGUUCCCUAAUUGGGGUCAGAACAUACACUGGAAGCCACAACACACCUGGGAACCUGUACAAGUCAGGGAACCUGGAGUAAGAGGGCCACGUAAACGUCCAGAGGUUGAAUAUGAGAAAAUUCUCUGCAAAGCACAGCCACGUGGCCAGUGUCUCCUCUACAACUGGCAAGAAGAGAGAGCCACCAACCAGCUGGAUCAAAUCCCACCAUUGCAAGACGGCUCAGAGAGUUAUUUCUUCCGACACGGACACGAGGGUCUGCUGACCUUGCAACCUCAGUUGCCCAUGCCUUCUAGCACCACCCAGAAAGACUCAUACCAGCUCCCAAGACACACCUGUUAUCCACUUCGAGGGAAGCGUGAAGCCAUGCUGGAGAUACUCCUGCAACACCAGAUCUGUAAAGAGGUGCAGAGAGAGCAGGAGCCUACAAGGGAACUCUCUGAGACCGAGUCGGUAACACACCAUGACUACAGAGUGGAGCUGGUAGGAACAGGGCCUCCUGCCCCAACAAAGCCUCAUGAUUACCGCCAGGAACAGCCUGAAACCUUCUGGAUACAGCACGCAGCACAGCUACGGGUAUGUGGGGGUCACUAUGUACUGGGGUGCAGGAGAGGCUCUAAUCUGGCUUGGGGAAGGGUGGCACCUUUCCUGAUCCUGGCACUCCUCCAGGAUGUCAAUAGCAUCAGGACACUGGACACCCCAUUCCGGAAGAACUACAGCUUCUCAACACCAACAUCCUUGUCACUGGGGCAGCCUUUGCCUUACGAACUGGAGAACAGCCCCCACCAAAUGGGGGUAAUGUCUUCCCUUGCCUGUCAGGGAGGGCAGGGGGAUAGAAGGAAGAGAACAACUCCAUUCUAAGUAUUGAGGUGGGAAGCAGACAUGGGAUUUGGAAUCCAUUUCUAUUUAUACUAUAGACGUACUUUGGAUGGAGCUGAUUCUCUGUCCUUGAUGUAGGUUUUACAUAAAGCACUCUCAUCCCGCA
Molecule: messenger RNA, 1655 nt
Organism: Rattus rattus (black rat)
Lineage: Eukaryota; Metazoa; Chordata; Mammalia; Rodentia; Muridae
Gene: Spag8
Product: sperm associated antigen 8
Exons: 5
Coding region: 956-1531 (191 amino acids)
Biological process (GO): positive regulation of transcription by RNA polymerase II
Cellular component (GO): cytoplasm; nucleus
Molecular function (GO): microtubule binding
Source: RefSeq, a predicted model, not a curated record